Messenger RNA from Zeugodacus cucurbitae (melon fly), 667 nucleotides. RefSeq names its product protein FAM136A-like. The record is from RefSeq and is a predicted model, not a curated record. Bases 57 to 497 code for a protein of 146 amino acids. NCBI's taxonomy places the organism in Eukaryota, Metazoa, Arthropoda, Insecta, Diptera, Tephritidae. The transcript has 3 exons. Gene Ontology annotation, cellular component: cytoplasm.
CAAUCGUUCGUAAAGAUUCAUCGUUUAACAGCCCACAUAAGUGUAUUUACUCGUAAAUGAUAGAGCAACAACGUAAACGCGUCGAACGCGCCGUAUCCGAUAUGAUCAAUGAAAUGUACUCGAGCCAUUUACGCAAAAUGCAGUCUGAAAUGCAUUUGUGUGCAUCUAAGUGUUGUGACGACCAACGUGGAACUUUAGAUACCGUGCAGACUUGUAUUGAGGGUUGUGCUGUGCCUCUAACUAAAGCUCAGGAUUAUUUACAACAAGAAUUGGGACAGUUUCAAGGACGUUUGCAAAAUUGUGUCAUGAAAUGCAGCGAGAACGCGCGUGAAAGACUGCCAUUAAACCCUAGCGAAGCCGAACUCUCCAAAUAUCAAUAUCAAUUCGAAUAUUGUACUGUGGCAUGUGUGGACAGACAUAUCGGUCUCAUACCAACUAUGAUGAAGACUAUUAAGGCAGUCUUGGAGAAAGGUCCUCAAGCUUUGCCACAAGCAUAGCAAGGAGCUCAUAGGCGUAAAUACAAUUUAAUAAAAACUAUGUUGUAAUGUAUGUAUGAAUACUUUAUGAAUCAGUUCGAAUUUCAAAAUCAUAUCAUGAUCAAAGAUGGAAAACAUUUGUAUAAACGUCAAACUUUCUUAUUAAAAAGCAAGUCUUUGAAAUAUUUUAA